This is a messenger RNA of Vigna angularis (adzuki bean), 1942 nucleotides long. Its product is annotated as zeatin O-glucosyltransferase. NCBI's taxonomy places the organism in Eukaryota, Viridiplantae, Streptophyta, Magnoliopsida, Fabales, Fabaceae. The record is from RefSeq and is a predicted model, not a curated record. The coding region runs from base 212 to 1663 and encodes 483 amino acids. Gene Ontology annotation, molecular function: UDP-glycosyltransferase activity. The transcript has a single exon.
UCACACCCAAAAAUCCAUCAAUCACUUUAUUACAACGAAAUGCGGGACGCGUGUCCAGGCUUGGAAUCUAACCCAUAUAUGGUAAAGAAUUUGUAUGGAAAAAAGUGGUGGCCAACAUUGGGUUUGGUUUCUAUAAAUAGCAAAGAGAAACUAGGUGCUAAGAAGCAUUGAAAACAGUUUUUGUUUAGUUACCUACUUUACCACCUCUUCAAUGGCUUCUUCGAGCUUUGAAAGUUCUCCCAUGGCUUCCAACUACAAAAGCAACAAAAAAAGGCACAACAAUGGCAUCUUCCAUCCACCCACCCCAGUGGUGGUGGUGGUGGUCCCUUUCCCUGCACAGGGCCACCUGAACCAGCUCCUCCACCUCUCUCGCCUCAUCUUGGCUCACAACAUCCCUCUCCACUUCGUCGGUUCUCCCACACACAACCGCCAAGCCAUGGUUCGAGCUCAAGGUUGGGAUCCAAACUCCUUUCCCCACAUUCACAUUCACGACUUCAAUGUUCCUCCUUUUCUCUCCCCUCCCCCAAACCCCAAUGCCCCAACCAAAUUCCCCUCCCACCUUCUUCCCUCCUUUCAGGCCUCCGCAAGCCUCCGUGGACCUGUUUUCUCACUCUUGCAGUCACUCUCCCUUGUCGCCAAAAGGGUCGUCGUCAUCUACGACUCUCUCAUGGCUUCCGUGGUGCAAGAUGCCAUCCAUGUCUCCAACUGCGAGACCUACACUUUCCACAGCGUCUCCGCCUUCACCAUGUUCUUGUACUUUUGGGACGUAAUGGGGAAGCCUCCGGUGAAAAAAAUGUCCCACCUAGUCCCCGAAGUUCCCACCCUUGAAGGCUGCUUUACCACCCAGUUCCUUGAUUUCAUCACCUCUCAGUAUGUGUUUCACAAGUUCAGCAAAGGGAUCAUAUACAACACCACAAGGGCACUUGAGGGACCUUACAUGGAGCUGAUAGAGAGGAUCAUCAGCAGCAAGAACCACUGGGCUCUGGGGCCAUUCAACCCCUUGUCCAUUGAGAAGAGUGAAAAAAGGCAGCACUUUUGCAUUGAGUGGCUUGACAAACAAGAGGAAAGGUCAGUGAUGUAUGUGUCCUUUGGGACAACAACAAGCUUCUCCCAGGAACAAAUCAAUGAGGUUGCAACUGGGUUGGAGAAGAGCAAGCAAAAGUUCAUUUGGGUGUUGAGGGAUGCUGACAAGGGAGAUGUUUUCAAGCAUGGUGGUGAUGAACUUGUUCUCCCAAAGGGGUUUGAAGAGAGAGUGAAAGGCAUUGGGUUGGUGGUGAGAGAGUGGGCACCCCAAUUGGAGAUCCUUAGCCACACUUCAACUGGGGGGUUCAUGAGUCACUGUGGAUGGAACUCUUGCAUGGAGAGCAUCUCUAUGGGGGUGCCAAUAGCAGCAUGGCCUAUGCAUUCUGACCAACCUAGGAAUAGAGUUUUGGUGACUGAUGUCCUUAAGGUUGGAGUGGUGGUGAAGGAAUGGGACCACAGAGAUGAGUUGGUGACAGCAUCAGCUGUUGAGAAUGCCGUAAGAAAAUUGAUGGCAACAAAGGAGGGUAAUGAGAUGAGACAAAGGGCAAUAGACCUCAAAAAUGUCAUCCUCAAAUCCAGGGAUGAAGGAGGAGUUUCUCGGAUGGAAUUUGAUGAUUUCAUUGCUCACGUCACUCGAUAGGUGUUCUUUUCAUCCAAAUCCACUCUAUCUUACGUCUUCACACUCUUUCAUAAAUAGCAAGAAAUAAGUAUAUAUUGGGAGUAGUUGGAGCAUUUAGAAUAGAAUAAUAAUAUUUUCACAUAAACAUUUUCCUCGAAAAUAUAUAUCGUGUGAAUGCAAAGAUAGGAUUCCUACCUUUGUAUUUCCGAACUACUGUUUUCUCGUGUCUAGAUUUGUAUAGACACCGAGAUGAAUUACAUUUAUAAAAUAUCAAUAUCAGCAUGUUUGCUUUUAGUUUUA